Ictalurus punctatus (channel catfish) is the source of this 4293-nucleotide messenger RNA. RefSeq names its product v-myb avian myeloblastosis viral oncogene homolog-like 2a (gene mybl2a). Gene Ontology annotation, cellular component: nucleus. Gene Ontology annotation, biological process: regulation of DNA-templated transcription. NCBI's taxonomy places the organism in Eukaryota, Metazoa, Chordata, Actinopteri, Siluriformes, Ictaluridae. Gene Ontology annotation, molecular function: DNA-binding transcription factor activity, RNA polymerase II-specific; RNA polymerase II cis-regulatory region sequence-specific DNA binding; protein dimerization activity. The record is from RefSeq and is a predicted model, not a curated record. The coding region runs from base 1043 to 3724 and encodes 893 amino acids. The transcript is spliced from 9 exons.
AUGUAUAUAUGUAUAUAUGUAUAUUACUGGAUAGCUGAUAGAAAUCUAAACUGCCAGCAGUAGGUGAAUCCACCGGAAGUGCUCUGGCGGCCAUUUUACGAUUCCCUACCGACAGACGGCUCCGAAAACGGUCAAGAUGACCCGAUGUGCUGCUUUUAACUGCAAAACAACGUUCACUAAAGGAAGUGGCAGACGUGCCCACAGGUUGUAAUUUAUACAGACCGUGUACAUAUUAAACACACGUGCGUCAUUAUCCUCAUGUAGACUGGGGAUAACGAUCCUAAUCUUUAAUAAUACACAGUAACAAUACAACAUCAAGGUGUAUAUAAAACAAAAGUGUAGUUUUUAAAGCAAAAAGUACCCAAUAGACACAUCUGGAGACUGGUACAGGACGCAACGUUCGGUAAAUGAUGGAAUUUUUAGUUUUGGCUGAAGUAUUCCUUUAAAGUGCACCUGUUAUGGUUUUUCAAAUAUUCCCUUUCAUGUAGCGUGUAUAUAGAGCUGAGUGUGAAUUUAAAAAGUCUGCAAAGAUCAAAGCUCAUGGCAAAAAAAAAAAGAGUUAUUGACUCCCAAAAGAAGGAAUCGAUUCUGAACAUCUGAAAUGACUCGUUAGUGAUUCCAGACAUUACUUCCUGUAUUAAUCUACGUAGGUUUAUAACAAAAAGCCCCGCCUCUGGUCUUCAUCACCUGCUCGCCGACAGCUUUGACCCCGCCCUCAAACACUACAGCUGUAGUUGUCCUGAAAGAGUUAGGUUCCUGUUGUCUCCAUGUCUAGAAGACGUUGUUUUCUGCUCUGCAAUAGCGGAGCUACUUUGCAUGGACUACCGAGGGAUGAGGAAGUAAAGCGUCGGUGGUUAGAGUUCAUUUUUAAUACCAUACCAAAUCAGUUCGCUCCGACCUUCGUUUGUGUUCCUGCCAUUUCACUGACGACUGCUUCUUCAAUCUAGCUGAAGUCAACGCGGGAUUUGCCAAACGAUUAUUUAUUAAAGGCGGGGCCGUACCCACUUUAUUUGGACCAUCUUUCGCCUCUGGGUCACAACCUAUGGAGGGCCGUUCCAGGGCCAGACAGCCUACAGUACAAAUCCCGGACGAACAGAGGCUGGGUGAAAAGACGAAGGCCAGGUGGAGUCCUGAAGAAGAUAAAUAUCUUAAGAGUCUGGUGGAGAGGAUUGGCGACAACUGGAGCACUAUUGGGACUAUGUUACCUGGCCGGACUGAACAGGAUUGUAAGUACCGGUACACCUGUGUGUUGGACCCAAACUUGAUCAAGGGUACCUGGACUAAACAGGAGGAUGAGAAGCUCGUAGAAUUAGUGACAAAAUUGGGAACAUACCAAUGGACCAGGAUCGCCAAGCACCUGAAGGGCCGCAGGGGGAAGCAGUGCCGAGAACGCUGGCACAAUCAUCUGGACCCGUCGGUGAAUAAACAGUCCUGGACUCCCGAAGAAGACAUCAUCAUCUGCAAAGCCCACAGCAUUCUGGGAACCUGUUGGGCCAAAAUCGCCAAAUUGCUUCCUGGGAGGACUGAUAACUCCAUCAAGAACCACUGGUACUCGACUCUGAAGCGUAAAGUGGCCAAAGGUGUGCUAGUGAUCGACGCUGAUCCUGUUGCCUCUUCACCUCCUGAAGAAACAUCUAUAGAAGUGGAGAAGGAGGAAGAAGUGACUCGUCCAACUGAAGAGGAAACUAAAAUGGAUGUCCCUUGUGACGUCAGUCUGCAGUCAGAAUUUGUGAUGGACGUUCCUGAUCAGACACAGCCUGCCCCAUCGACUCCUAAUACCAGUGCGGACGAUUCCUGUUACGAUGCUUUCAGCUCGGUCCUAAUGACAGACUUUACAGAGCAGAUAAUGAAAGCAAGGGAACCCAGGCGUCGCAAAAGAAAACAGAAGCCCAAAAAAGGCCAGAGGCAUUUAAAGUGGAAAGGAGCCCCUGAUGCUGAGAAAGACUCCAACGACAUCACCAGAGUAAAGUCCACUUCCAGCCCCCGCGACAGGUCGCAGUCACGACAGAAAAUCAUCAUCGGUGCGGCGCUGCAAAUGAUCUCUGAAGACAUGUUGCCUUUUAGCAUCUUCGAAGGAUCCGGGUUUCGAAACUUCAUGGCUGCGAUCGGUCCGCAGUACCCUAGAAUUUCUCCGCAUAGCGUAGGAUUGAGGCUUUACGUCGAAGUGGAGAAGGUGGUUAAACCGAGCCUGAUUAAACAGCUGAGGGAUUGUCUCGCUGUGACUGGAGGAAACUCGAACAUCCACGUCACGGGGGAUAUCUGGACCAGCGAGGAUGCCGAAACCAUCCUCGCUGUUCAGCUGCAUUUCCUCGACGGAGACUGGAACAUGUGUAGGCCGACAGUUGCGUUUCGGCAUUUAAGCGACAAUAACUUCAACAGCAUUGUUACGAGCGAGCUGGAAGCCGUGCUCCUGAGCUACGGGCUUUUUCCUGAGAACAUCGGCUACCUUAUUCUUCACGAGGCCAAGAACACAAUCAACAUACACAACCUUUUCUGCGACUACAAGAUCAUGCAUAGCGUCCAGAAGAACGACCCGGACGAAGACGAAAUAAUGGACUUCAUUGACGAUCAAGUGUCUGUCGUGGAUUUCUCGGAAGUCCACUUGGCCAGGAAUGUGGACUGCUUUAGCAGCUUGUUGCACUUGGUAAUCAAGGAAGCUCUAAAGGCCUCACAGUGUGCCAGCUACGUCGUCUCUCAGAUCCGAGAUAUCGUGGCCUUCUUUCGGCACAGUGCCUACUGGAAUAAUGUUCUCAUGCGGGACUGUAAUGUCUCUCUCGCAGAUCCUCACAGCUUCAACAGCUAUAGAUGGAACUCCACUUUUGUUGCUUUUCGUAAGCUGCUUUCAAAGGUUGCAUGGGACGGCGCGAUAGGCCUGAUAGCCCAAGCGCAGAAAGAAGAGAACGACUCGACUGUUUCUCCUCCAGUAAUCCAUGUCAUCUGGGACCAAGUCGUAGACAUCAUUGGUUUUUUAGAACCUUUCGAAGAGGCGGUCCAAGUGCUUCAGUCAGAUGGCAUCACGUUCUCCCUCGUCAUUCCAUCUAUCAUCGGACUCGAUAAAACCCUUGAGCUUAAAAAAACCUCAUAUCCCCAAUUCCGCAAAGCUCUCCGCUCCAGACUACACGACUACUUCCAACCUCUGAUCAUGCAAAAAGAUUUGAUUCUCGCUACAGUCCUGGAUCCUCGCAUUAAACUGCAACCUUUCGAAGACGAAGAAGAGGCCAGUGAUAUCAAACUCGCGCCCCCUACCAAAUUCUGGGCUUGUUCGAUCUUAGAAUCCGCCAUGAGUGAAACUGAUGCCUGGGUUCCCAUCGAGGAGGGCAGUGUAAAACUAGACCACGAUGACCAGCUUGCUGCGAAAGCUGCCAGUUUGGGCAACAUCAAGAGCAAGAAGAUCUUCAGCUUCAUGCAGCCUUCUGCCAAGAAGACGCAAGACUCCGAGCUCGAUCUUUAUAUCGCCGAACCUUUACUGGAUGGAGAUGCUUCUGUUGAGGAGUUCUGGCGAGGAGCCACACGGUUUCCACAGCUACGAAAUAUCUGCCACAGACUUUUGGCUGUCCCAGCUUCAUCUGGAGGGUUUAAACGUCUCUUUCCCAUGGCGGCUUCUAUAGUUCGUGCCAGGAGAAAUCGACUUCCUCAGCACACUACAGAGCGAUUAUUACUUUACAGAGAGAGCCAGAAGUUAAAAAACGUAGGAAGUGGAACUGGAUUGCAAACGGCCUCGUGAAACAUUGAUGUCGCGUUUGUGUGACAUUUGUUACGCAUCAUUAAUUACAUCUGACCUGUGGAAUCAUAUAACAUUAAAAUAAAAUGAUAGAUCUCUUUCAUUUUCAUGUAUAUACUGAAUGCUGGACUAAGCCGUGGAUUUUUUUUCAUGCGCCUCCUUUCUCCUUUUUUAUAUUGUGACUUUAAUCUCCUAUGCUAAGUGUCAGAAUGAGUCUUUCCAUGCGUUUUCUCAUUAACAUACAAUUAUCAUUGGAUAAAAGAAUGGAUUGAUAAAAUAACUUCUCUGUGUCAUUUUUGUUGUCUUGUAAUCAUUUGGAUUGUGUGCUGCAAGAGAUAUUUGAUUUGUGGAGCACGUUAGCCGUUUACUUUAUUCGUAGGUCGGCCAUAUUGGUUGUGAUGUUAUGAUUAGGGUAGGAGAAGUGUAAUCACCCAUCAGCGUACAAGAAAAACAAGACUCAAAACUUGUCUAUUUUACCUAAAAUUUGCAAAUCACAAAGUGUUUUUGUACACAAAGUAUGAGAUAGUAACUGGAUUACAUGAAAUAAAUGAGUGUUUGUUUAUUUUGCCACA